CAAAACAGAACUUUGAAAAAAAUUAAGACAGGUGUAAAUGUAAAGUCGGUUGUUAAUCCUCAUCUACUUUGCUGUUCCACCAACAUCUGUCCCUGAAUCAAUAAUUUCACAAUAAAAUUCUUAAGUCGUCGACUUAAAAUGUACCAUACCCCAACAAGACGUCCAUCAAGUGCCCCCGAAGAAUUCCACACGCCCCUAACUUUUAGUAAAGAACUCAAACAAGUGCUCAACGAACGGAAUCUUCUCACAGCAAAAACACGAAAAAGAGUUUGUUCCUUAUUGGAUCGCAUAACACCAGAUAAAAACAAUGGCUUUGACCGCCGCCAGAGUUUCCGUCAACAAGCCAUCCAAGAAAUCAUCAGCUCGGAGAAAGCCUAUCUCAAGCAAUUGGAAAUACUCAUGGAAUUCUUUGUUGUUCCUCUGAAGACUCAGGAAAUCCUCAGCGAUAGUUGUCACACGGCGCUUUUUGGUCAAAUUGAAAUGAUUUACAAUCUAAAUGGCGAACUUCUGAAGGAAAUCGAAAAGAAUCAGGAUAAUGUAGCUGAGGCUUUCCUGAAAAUGGCACCUUUCUUCAAGCUAUACUCUGUGUACGCCUUCGACUAUAAGAACUCUUUGUUGAUUCUUCAAGAUUUCACAAGCAAAGAUCCAGUUUUCAGAAAGUUCCUUGAAAAUGCCGAAUCACGUCCUGAGGUUCAGAGGAAAUUGAAUUCUCUUAUGAUUGCUCCCAUUCAAAGGGUUCCCCGCUAUAAGUUGUUGCUGGAACAGGUCCUACUCUACACCAGUCCAGCUGAUGUAGAUUUUAAGCUGUUAAAAGAAUCAGUGAAGUUAGUUGAGAGUACAGUGUCUCACAUCAACUCUGUCAUUGAGGACCAAGAGGUCACCCAGAGACUGUUGAAUAUUCAGAAUUCUCUUGUAAAUCGCACCCCCAACAUUGUGAAACCAAGUCGAAAAGUCAUCAAGGAGGGAAUCCUGAAUAAAGUGAACCGCAAAGGAGAUGAAAUCAAGCGCUACUGUGUCCUGAUGUCAGACAUAUUCAUGUAUUGCAAGAUAUUGAAGGAUCGUCCUAAGGACACUGUGGUAGAGAACUCCCUCGAGUGUUGCUGUAUCUUUCCAUUGAAGAAGUGUAAGGUCUACGAGAUGUUUCCAGGGAACUUCAAAAUUACCUGCCAAGGAGACGGAAUCAUCCUCUGCACAAGUGAUUUAAAUCUGGGAAGGACAUGGGUUGGUUUCAUUAAAGAUGCCAUCGAAUUGCACAUCAUCUGCAGAAAGACGCUUCGAAAGGAAUCAAGCAAAAGGACACCAAUUAGAAAGAAAGACAUAAAAUACUUCGACUCAGACUUUCUCGUGAGCCCAAACAAACGCAAAUGUGAUUAUGAAAGUGUAUUCCGCAACAAACGCAGCACAGAUUCGGAUGACAGUGAUGGGAAAUCCUCUUGUUUUGGUCGCUUCAAAGAAGUCACCAACAACUUGAAGAGAUCAAAGGACGAACCGUAUCUCCCAGUUUACACCAAUUCUCUGUCGAAAGCAAAAAACAGCCUUGUAACAGAUAAAAUUUCAGCAUGUCCACCAAGACGUCGAAGUAUUCUCAAGAAAACCAAACCAAUUGUAAUCAAAAAAGAUGAACACGACCCAACCUACGGAUUUGCAACUCACUUUAACGAUUCCGAGUCGUAUUUCCGUGCCCAAAAAGUGGAUUCGACCAUUCCAACAACAGUAACUCGCCAGGAUUUUUUCAAUGAGACAUCUGCCGAUGGCGAAGGGAAUUUAAAGGACAUACUCUUCCCUCUACGAACAAGUGGAGGAAGCAACAAAAGCGGCAGCACCGGAUGGAUGGCCACCAGACGAGGAAAAGAAAAUCGUUCAUGUGCUGAAUCUGGAGCAUCGCCAAGGAAACGCGUUAAAUUUGAUGAUUUACAGCAGACUUCAUAUUCCAAGCUUGCCAAAGCCGAGCCGUAUAAAUUUUCAAAUAAUGUAAUUAUGGGAAAGAAUUCUGGGCCAACACCAGCGGCUGCUCCCCUGCAUGAGCGGAUUAUCGACUUUUUUGUAAAACUAUUUUAAACUUGCCUUUAAUUUACAACUUAACUUUGAUUUGUUUUAUUUGAUAUUUUAAGAAAUAUUUAAUGUGUGUACCUAUUUAUGUUUUUUUUCUCUUGUAUUCUCUCUGUCGUAAUUUUAUUUAA
Messenger RNA from Eupeodes corollae, 2180 nucleotides. It is a transcript of the gene RhoGEF4, whose product is annotated as pleckstrin homology domain-containing family G member 3. Gene Ontology annotation, cellular component: cytoplasm. Bases 139 to 2058 code for a protein of 639 amino acids. Lineage: Eukaryota; Metazoa; Arthropoda; Insecta; Diptera; Syrphidae. Gene Ontology annotation, molecular function: guanyl-nucleotide exchange factor activity. The transcript is spliced from 5 exons. The record is from RefSeq and is a predicted model, not a curated record.